Schistocerca gregaria is the source of this 3671-nucleotide messenger RNA. Its product is annotated as son of sevenless homolog. Gene Ontology annotation, biological process: positive regulation of GTPase activity; Ras protein signal transduction. The record is from RefSeq and is a predicted model, not a curated record. The coding region runs from base 326 to 3334 and encodes 1002 amino acids. The transcript is spliced from 4 exons. Gene Ontology annotation, molecular function: guanyl-nucleotide exchange factor activity. Gene Ontology annotation, cellular component: plasma membrane. Lineage: Eukaryota; Metazoa; Arthropoda; Insecta; Orthoptera; Acrididae.
GAUAGUGUUCAACGAGCCGGACUCGCCGUCUAAUAGGAUUCUGGACGAUUCGAAUAACUUGAAGGCCGGGACGUUCGCGAAGAUUAUAGAGCGCCUGACGCAUCCUUACGUGCACGAUUCGAAUUUUUUGUACGACUUCGUGUUGACGUACCGGUCGUUCGCGAGUCCGUUUCAGGUGGUGGACGCGUUGGCGAAGAGGUAUGAGACGGCGCCGGAGGUGGACAACAAGGCGGUGUCGUUGAGGAUACUGAACGUGUUGAAGCAUUGGAUAGAGAAGUGCUGGUACGAUUUUUACAAGAACUGCCCGGAGUUGUCGCAGAGGUGCAUGGCGUUUUUGGAGAGGUGCGAGGAGAACGCGGCGAUAAGGACGGUGGCGCAGUCGCUGAGUCACAAGUUGACGAGGAAGUUGCAGGAGCAGUUGGAGAGCGAGGAGGAGGUGGUGCCGGGCAGGGUGAGGAGGCCGUCGUUUUCGGCGCUGGUGAGGGAGGCGCCGUUGCUGGAGCAGAGCAGCGAGGAGAUAGCGAGGCAGUUGACGUUGAUAGAGUGGGAGAUUUGGGUGAGGAUACAGCCGUGGGAGUGUUUGGGGUUGAGCUGGACGAAGAAGGACAAGAGUUUGGCGCCGAACGUGUUGGAGUUGAUAAAUAGGUUUAACUUGGUGUCUGGGUGGGUGGCGACGACGGUGUGCACGCAGGAGUCGUUGAAGAGGAGGGUGAAGCACGUGCAGAAGUUCAUAGAGAUAGGUUAUUGUUUGUGCGGGAUGGGGAAUUACAACGCGGUGAUGGAGGUCGUGUCGGGGUUGAACCGGGGUCCGGUGUACCGUUUGAGGCAGACGUGGGACGGGGUGGCGACGCCGUUGAGGAAGAACUACGAGCAGUUGUCGCAGAUAGUGGAUCGUUCGAAGAGUUACGCGAACAUGAGGAGGUGCUUGAAGAGCGUGAACCCGCCGUGCAUACCGUAUUUGGGGAUGUACUUGACGGACUUGAUGUUUAUAGAGGAGGGGAAUCGGGAUUACCUGAACGGGUUGAUAAACUGGAACAAGAGGCACCAGAUAAGCGAGACGAUUCGCGCGAUAAAGCAGUACCAGCAGCAGCCGUAUCGGUUUCAGUCGGUGCCGCCGCUGAGGGAGAUGCUGAUGUCGAUACACACGUUGAGCGAGGACGAGUUGUACCAGAUAUCGGAGUGGUUGGAGCCGCGUCCGGGGAGGGAGAGGGGGCCGCGUCCGGCGGCGCUGGGAGAGAAGGUGAAGAAGCACCACGCGUCGUCGACGUUGGGGGCGGGACAGGUGGGGGCGGGACAGGUGGGGCAGGCGGCGGGGAUGGUGAUGGAGAGGAAGGAGUCGGUGGACUUCGAGUUGGAGUUUGACAGGGAUUACGUGUUUGCGACGCCGGACUCGCCGUCGAAUUUGGACUUGGAUCCGACGACGAAUUCGGUGAGGGCGGCGACGCUGCCGAAGUUGAUAGAGAGGUUGACGCACCACGCGAAUCCGGACUCGAACAGUUUGUUUUCGUUUUUGGCGACGUUCCAGUCGUUCGCGACGCCGGCGGAGGUGCUGGAGUUGUUGAUAGCGAGGUUCAACGUGCCGCCGUCGAGGGAGAAGGCGCCGGCGGCGAUAGAGAGGUACAGGCAGGAGUACGAGACGCCGGUGAUGUUGAGGGUGUUCAACCUGCUGAAGACGUGGAUAGACCGCCACUUUUACCAUUUUCAGGAGGAUCCGGAGUUGUUCAAGAGGUUGGUGGGUUUCGUGCAGGGUCCGCUUAGCGAGAAGCAGCCGAGGCUUGGAGAGACGCUCAAGUUGGCGAUUCAGCGCCACUUGGCGCGGGGCGGUGAGGCGGACGCCGAUUUGGAGCGUCCGACGCCCGUGGUGCCGGAGCAGGUGUGCAGCGUGUUUGACCUGGACAGUCGGGAGGUCGCGAGGCAGCUGUGCCUGAUGCACCACGCGCCGUUUGCGGCGAUCAAGUCGCAGGAGUUGCUGGACGCGAGUCGGUCUCUCGCGACGCGCGCGGACGAGGCGCCCAACGUCCGGGCGCUGCAGAGCGCCUAUAACUCGCUGCGUCAGUGGGUCACCGCGGAGCUCGUGAGCGCCGAGCAGAGGGACUCUUCGUCUACGGCGAGCGCCGUGGUCAAGUGGAUCGACAUUGCCGAGACCUGUUCGGAGAGCAGGAACCUGCUCGCGACUCGCGCCGUCCUCCACGCGCUGCACAGCUACCGGCAGCGCUCUCCGUCGCACUUCGAGCGACUGCCCGUGUCGAGCACGGCCUACUUCGAGCGGGAGUGUCGCGACGUGCUGCACCAGUACAGCGUCAAGAUCCAGCUCUCUCCGCCCUGCGUGCCCGUGAUCCAGGACUACCUCGCGAUGCUGCGCGACAGUCAGGAGCAACACGCGCCGGACAUGAUCGGCGACAAGAUCAACUUCGAAAAGUGCCGCGUUCUCGGCGAAAUUCUCCAGCUGAUUUCCAGGCUCCAGCGAUUCAAGUACCCGUUUCUCGACGUGCCUAUCAUCCAGAACUACAUCGGCAAGUUCUCGGCUUCCGACGCGUCCGACUCCCCCUCCGCGUUCCUCUCCCUCUGGUCCACCUCUUUCGCCGCUGCCGACGACCGGCCCCAUCACGGCCCCCCCCCCCCCCGCGAAGACCCCUCCAGCCCCUCGAACUCGAUCUCCUCCCAGUACCUCUUCCGCAUGAUCGACUCGCUCAACAGCCAGCUCACCAAGCAGCAGGUCCACCUGAUGGCCCUGGAGCUGGUCUCUCCCCACCAGCCCCUGAUCAAGCAGCGGCUCCGGGCGUUCCUGACCGGCGCCUGUGCCGACCUGGACCUGGACUUCCAGCCGCCGUCCCCCAAACUCGAAUGCUUCAAGGGACCGUCUCCUUCUCCGUUCUAUGACCCCGCGCCCCUGCUGCUCGGCGGCCAGCGCCUGCAUCCGGAGCUCCACUACUCCAACCUGCCCACCCUCAACCGCCUCGUCCUUUCGUCCUCUCCGCUCGACUCCUCUCGCGCUCUUGGCGCCGACUCCCCCGACUUCCAGCUCCAGCAGGCGGCCGCCAACUUCCUCUCGUCCGAGUUCCCCGACGCCCAGCGCGUCUGCCUCGAGUUCGCGCACCCCAAGACCGGCAAGCCCCUCGCUGUCCAGAUCGUCGAGAAGGGCAACCGCAAGUUCCUGUGCGACGUCCGCCCCUACGUCGACCUCGACGACGUCGCCAACCUCCUGCUUUUCGGCAAGCAGUACAAGAGGGACCACCCGGAUGACCUCCUGGCCUGCAUCGUCCUCACACGCAGCAUUUCGCCCAUCGCCUUGGAAAAGACCAACCAGUACAAGAUCAAAGUCCACAUCAUCUGAAGGGCGAGCGCGCUGGCCGGGUCGCCGGCUUUUUCCCCUUCUCGAGUGUGGGGUCCCGCGCCCUCGCGGGCUUCGAGGCGGCCUUUUUUCAUUUUUUUUUCCCCCUCGCGUCGGAAAACGGGGAAAAAAUCUCUCCCUUCUUCCAAGCGAUUUCUCGCUCCUCUGCGUCUUCGAGUCUGGGUGGCGAAAUUCCUUGGACGCGCGCGUCCUCUAAAGGGUAUCUAGUCGAUCAAGGUGGGACCUUUCCUCGCGUGGCCCGCGGCGCCACAGUUCGGGGUCCCUUUGGAGACUUACAUUUUCAUCGUCAGUAAAAGAAAAAAAAAAAUUUCAACCUUUA